Magallana angulata is the source of this 8896-nucleotide messenger RNA. Its product is annotated as protocadherin Fat 4-like. Gene Ontology annotation, biological process: homophilic cell-cell adhesion. The coding region runs from base 57 to 7961 and encodes 2634 amino acids. Gene Ontology annotation, molecular function: calcium ion binding. Gene Ontology annotation, cellular component: membrane. The transcript has 50 exons. NCBI's taxonomy places the organism in Eukaryota, Metazoa, Mollusca, Bivalvia, Ostreida, Ostreidae. The record is from RefSeq and is a predicted model, not a curated record.
GAACGUUUCUUUUAAAUGUUCCCUUUUAAACUUGUGUUGCUAUAUAUUGAGGAUACAUGAUUUUAAAAAAUAACCUUGAGGCAUGGCAAAGAGGAAGUAAAGUAGGUGUUACAUUCACCUACCGUUUAAAGUUCAGCGUUUUUAUUCGAUACAUCAAGACACAAAUAAUUGCAUCAAGGAUGUGGACGAGUUCGGUAUUAUUUUUACAAACUUUGAUAUGGACAACAAAUCUGCAGAGUAUUACAGGAAACAGUUUUGCACCAGAGAUUUUGUCUGUAAAUGUCAACGAAAGAAUUCCAGAAAAUACGAAAUUUGGCGUUAUUGUGGCAACUGUGUCAGCGUCAGACAGAGACACCCAAUUUCCUGACAACGACAUCAGAUUCCAGAUGUUUGCUUCACAAUUAGCAUCGGAGUAUUUUGCAGUAGACAGUCUGACGGGAAAUAUUUUUGUGAAAAAAGAUUUAACUUUAGAUACCUCUAAAAUAUAUCAGGUAUUUGUACAAGCCUAUGAUAUGGGAUCACCCUCCAGGUCUUCAGCUAUAAAUGCCACAGUAACAAUAGAUGUAUAUAGGAAUUUAUUUCACCCAUAUUUUACUGGUGAACCAUUCACCACAAGUAUUACUGAAAAUAUUAUCGCCAACACUUCAAUACUACAAGUCAACGUUGGGGAUGACGACACUGACGCACCAUUCAACACAGUAACUCUAUCUGCCAUUGGAGAUGACAAAGCCCCGACUUAUUUCAGACUGGAUAGUGAUGGGCGCAUUGUUGUCAUCGGUGAUCUAAGGGCAGAUUCAAACACUCAUUACCUGUUGAGAAUUUUGGCUCAAGAUGGUGGAUCCCCUUCUAGAACAGCAAUUACAAUAGCUUCCAUAACAGUGCAGCGCAAUCUUUAUGCUCCAGUCUUUCAGAUACUGUCUAAAAAUGAGACAAUACUUGAAACACGACAGCUAGGCCUUCCAAUCCUUCAAGUGAAAGCAACUGAUGGUGAUAGAAGAGCACCAAACAAUGUUGUGAGGUACUCUCUGACAGAAGGAGCUGAUGACAUUGAGUGUUUCCUGAUAGAUGCCCAAACAGGCAGUCUGUCUUUGAGGCGAUCCCUUCUCUAUGCUCCUUGCACUGGCAUUAGAUAUCGAAUGACCGUCACUGCCACGGACCUAGGUUUGAAUCCUUUCUCCAGCACUAUAACUGUUACUGUGGAUGUUGAUCGCAAUGCCAAUCCUCCCGUCUUCGAGAACAUCCCAGCAAUUGCACCAAUCAAUGAAAAUCAACCAACAAGUCAAGGCUUUUUCACUGUCAGAGCUACAGAUGCUGACACAGUGACUCCAUUCGGAGAUAUCACAUAUUCCUUGGUUGGUGAUGGAACAGCAACCAUUUAUUUCCAAGUGGAUUCUUCCACUGGUGUAUUGAGUCUUAAACAGAGCAUACAGCCUGAUACAGCUUCUACAUACAGGCUAACAUUCAGGGCUACCGAUGGAGGCAACCCUCCUAAGUAUGAUGAGAAAACUCUAACUGUCAACGUCAAUAGGAAUCUCCUUGCUCCUGAGUUUGUGCACCAGAUCUAUGAGGUUACAAUCUGGGAAAUUCAGGCCUUGGAUAUUGUAAUACAAGAAGUUUCUGCACGUGACAAUGACACCAAAGCUCCCCACAAUGAAGUAACUUAUGAAAUAGUUGGUGAUGCACUUGCUCAGACUUACUUCAGAAUUGACAAUGAAGGAAGGAUUUAUGUCAGGAGGCCUCUUACUGAUGACAAUGCUGACACAGGACUCUACACUGUAUCUGUACGAGCCAAUGAUAAAGGAACUCCUCAAAGAUCCAGCAGCACUCUGGCCACAGUGAGAGUGAAUGUUUUAAGAAACAGGAACUGUCCAACAUUUGCAUCUUCUGUUGUCGACAUUUCCAUUGACCAGUCUUCAGUCAGCAGGGUUAUUUAUGAUGCCAAUGCCACUGAUCCAGAUGCAGCAAAUACUCCAUUCAGUACAGUCAGAUACAGUCUCAUUGGAGAUGAAAAUGCCCAAGUAUUCUUUAGAGUUGAUGACCAAACUGGGCAAGUUUUCACAAAUGGGCCCUCAUUAUUCUCAGAUCAGGGAACCAUUUACCAGUUGAGAGUGAGAGCCGAGGAUGCAGUAAAUACAGUCACAAGUUGCUCGGGAACCCUUGUGCUCCGUGUCGCUGUUAACAGAAACUUGAAUUCCCCACAGUGGACAAAUGUGAACACAGCCAAUAACUAUGUCACAACAAUAUCAGAAACUCACAGUGUAUCCCUAUCUGUGUACAGAAUUCAGGCAAUAGAUGCUGAUGACAAGGUGCCGAACAAUGUUGUCAGCUAUGCUAUGACAACAAACUCCCCUAACAGGAACUUGUUCUUUGUUGAUGUGGAUGGCUUUGUUUAUCUGAGAAACAGCCUUGUGGGAAUUACAGGAGACCCAUUCACGGUAAGGUUUGUCGCAACUGAUGGAGGUAAUCCUGCUAGAACCAGUCCCGAGGCAACUCUUACAGUAAAUGUGAAUCGUAACCAGUUCCCACCAGAAAUUCUGAAUCUUCCCGCAAAGAAAGAAAUCCAAGAAAAUCAACUCGUCAAUGAGGAAAUUUACAGGGUCAAUGGCAGGGACAAUGAUACUUUUGCUCCAUUCAACGCCUAUUCCUUUGAACUUGUGGGAGAUGGCUCGUCAACGACGUUCUUCCGAGUUUCACCAAAUGGUGCAGUAACAUUGCGACAGUCUAUCUCAUCAGACCCUGCCACCACAUUCCAGCUGCGUGUCCGCGUACAAGAUGGAGGUACUCCUCGAAAACAAGACGAGGGGCUUCUAACAAUCAAAGUGAACAAAAACCUUUUCAGUCCUGUGAUGACUACCGGCCAAUACAGCAGACGAAUCCUGGAAACCCAGACUGUUUCUCUGCCCCUGGUCACUGUCCUAGCCACCGAUGGAGAUCAGUUUGCACCCAACAACCAGCUGAGGUAUUUCAUAGUGGGUUCCAACACAACUAUAACUGAUUUCUUCAUGGUGAAUGAGGACUCCGGUGCUGUUAUGUUAAGGAGAUCUAUGCUUGAUUAUCCAAACACAGCUACAACGUUUACAGUCAAUUUCCAAGUCAGUGCAGAAGAUAAAGGAAGUGUACCCCGACAAGCCAACAACCCCCAGCUAGUGGCCAUCACUGUGGUCAGAAACACAGCCCCAUUCUUUGAGAAUACAUUCACUUACAAUGCUGAGGUUCAACAGUUUGCACCUGGAGGUGCCCCGGUAUUCACACCUAUAGGAAGAGGUGCCGACAGUGAUAGUCCAUUCAAUGUUUUGACCUACUCUUUGAUUGGUGAUGAUGCUGCUACAACCGUGUUCCAAAUCAAUCCAAACACUGGAGCUAUCUCUACUAGACCAACAACAAAUCUGACUCAAACUAUUGGCAACUUUGUGGCUCGUGUACAAGUGACAGAUGGUGGGUCGCCUCCCUUGUCGGACACAGCCACGGUACAGAUCACCGUCCAAAGGAACAGGGAAAACCCUCGUUUCCUACACGCUGUGGAUCUCACCAGAAACAUCCCAGAAACUCUGCCAGUAGGAUCAGAAAUCAUUGACCUGAAUGCCACCGAUGAUGAUUUCUUUGUUCCAAACAAUGUGAUCUCAUACGUGAUAACUGGGGGUGAUGGAAAUCCACUGGAGUAUUUCUUCAUACAUCCCAGCACUGGUGUAAUUGUGCUCCUGAAAUCGGUUAAAUCAAUCUCCAUCAGUAAUUUCAGGUUGAGUGUCGAAGCCAGGGAUCAGGGAGCACCUAUGCGCUUGGCCACUGCCACGGUCCGUAUCAAUGUUCUACGAGACACAGGGGUGUUAGCAUUCAGUGCCAAUAACUACAAUGUGACAAUCAGUGAGAACACCCCAGUAGGAUCCUCUGUUACCAACACAGUCGCUUCACCAGGGAUUAGCAUUGAGUAUUCCUUGCUGGGCGUUUCAAGUGGACAAGAUUACUUCAGUGUCAAUGCGGCAACGGGACUAGUCACUGUCAGACAGCAGCUUACCAGUGAUCCAGCCAGGCCUACCUUCUACCAGCUGCGUGUACAAGCCAUAAAUAGAGGAGUAACAACACAAACUGCAACUGCCACAGUCAACAUUGGUGUCGUUCGUAAUGAAAAUGGUCCUGUGUUUAGACCCAGUAAUACAUACUCCACCACUGUUGAGGACACGAUUCCUUUGGGUUACAGUGUUAUUUUUCUCACUGCAACAGAUGCUGAUGGUGAUCAACUGAACUACAGAAUACUGAGCAGGUCGCCAUUCACGGACCUGUUCUAUCUUAACCCUGUUACUGGACAGAUCGCCUUAAGAAACAUCCUGCAAGGAAGAGCUGAAAACCAAUAUUCGUUUCAAGUUCAAGUUAGUGACCAGAGAACUCCUGAGCGCACAGCUGAUGCUUUUGUCAUUGUCAACGUUAUCAAAGACCGGUUCGCUCCACAGUUUAUCCGCACCCCAUAUCUCUCGGCAACCACAGAGAACACCCAAGAUGGCACUAUCAUCUUCAGCACAGAAGCUAUUGAUCAAGAUCUGAGAGGGAGAAUUGAGUACACUGUCAUUGGUGACAAUGCAGCCCCAGCCUUCUUUGGAGUGAUUCCAGACAGAGGGAACAUUACCAUCAUUAAUCAAGCUCUUCUGAGGAAAGAUGUGGGAACCAGCUACACGCUUCGACUUACCGCCCACGACACACAGUAUCCCAACAACAGAGCCAAUGCCACUGUGACCAUCCAGGUGACAAGGAAUCUGAACUCGCCUGUAUUUUCUCCACCAAGUUACAGUAGAACCAUACUGGACACUGUUCCUCUGGGAUAUCAAGUAGUUCAAGUGAACGCUACUGAUGGAGACAAUGAUCCAAUCCGAUACAGCAUCAUAGGAGACACCAGAGCCCAGACUUACUACUACAUCAACCCAGAAACAGGCUGGAUCACUGUAAAGCAACUCCUGACCACUGGAAACUGGCCUCAGGAUCAGAUUUCGGUCCAGGCCUGUGAUUUGAGAGACCCUCAGAACUGUGUUUCGACAUUUGCCAUAAUAACAAUUGAUCGAAAUGAACAAUCUCCAUCCUUCACAAAUACUCCAUAUUCAGAAAGUUUGGGACAAGGCAGAACAGCCUCAGAAACUGUGAUCUUCACUGUCACUGCUAGAGAUCCAGACUUGAACCCAAGUACAGGAAGCCUCAGAUAUGAAACAAUUGGCAACUAUCCAGCUCCUUCAUUCUUCUCCUUGAAUACAACCACAGGAGAAAUCAAGGUUGCUCGUGGUCUAAUGGAGGAUGGUCUACAGAGAUCCCAGUAUAACCUGGUGGUGAUUGCCUAUGAUACCCAGUAUCCAGCAGACAGAGCAACAGCUACAGUCACUUUCAAUGUCAACCGUAAUCCUAAUUCACCUGUCUUCACACAGUCAGGCAGAUAUCUUGUUACUGUUCCAGAGAGUUUACCUUUAGGCAGCAAUGUUACACAGGUCCUAGCAUCAGAUGCUGAUAAUGAUGUAGUCAGCUACUUCAUCAUCCAAACAGGGAAUACAGGACAAGAGGAUCUGGAUUUCUUCUAUCUGAAUGCAGAGACAGGAGUGAUCACUCUCAAGUCUCUUCUCACCUCGACCAUAUUGAAUUCAUUCACGUUUGAUGUGGUAGCUAGAGAUCCAAGUGGAAAGACUGGCAAUGCGGUUGUCACUGUCACUGUUACACGAGAUCAACCUCCAGUCUUUGUGUCCACCCCUUACAGAACAUCUGUUGUUGAGAAUCGGCUAAUCAAUUCAAAGUUCUUCACAGUCGCUGCCAAUGAUCCUGAUAGAAAGGGUCAAAUUGUGUAUGGAGUGGUAGGGUCUCUUAAUGCUCCCUUCUACUUUGGAGUGGAUAAUUCCAGUGGGGAAGUUGCCGUCAUCAACGACUUGAAAACUGACAUUAGACAGCAAUAUGAUCUUGUUGUAACAGCAUAUGACAGUGGUUCCCCAGGAAAGACCGCUACUGCUACUUUAACAUUAACUGUUGUCAAAAACCCCUCCGUACCAGAAAUCACAUCUGGUCCCCACAGAGUCACAAUAUGGGAGGACAGAGCUCCAGGAUCUAAUAUAUUGAACAUCACAGCAAGGGAUAAUGAUGGAGAUACCUUAAGAUACGAGUUGUUGAGUGAUGGCACAGCAGAAUCUAUCAGAGCUUUGAUGUACUUCACAAUUGACCCCAACACUGGCCUGGUCUAUGUAGCAAGAACAUUGAUGGAUGAUCCAACAAGGGCUGUCUUGUACAAGAUGAAAGUUCGGGUGAGAGACCAGCAGUACUAUGAGAAACAGACAGAAGCUGAUGUUGAGAUCACUGUACUUAGAAAUCAACAAUCUCCAUUCUUUUUGGGUACCUAUGCCAGGGAAAUACCAGAAAAUACACCAAUGUUGACUUCUAUUCUUCAAGUUACUGCCCGAGACACUGACAUGAGGCCAAUAAGUUCUCUUCGCUAUGAGGCUACAGGAUUUGGCUCAGCACCUUACUUUUUCUACUUGUCUCCUGCAAAUGGAUCUAUAUACGUACAGAAUGACCUGCGAUCUGAAAAGAAUAUAUCAACAUACAAUCUGGUGGUGAUUGCCUAUGAUACCCAGUAUCCAGCAGACAGAGCAACAGCUACAGUCACUUUCAAUGUCAUUCGCAACCCGAAUUCACCUGUCUUCACACAGUCCAGCAGCUAUCGUGUUAAUGUUCCAGAGAGUUUACCUUUAGGCAGCAAUGUUACACAGGUCCUAGCAACAGAUGCUGAUAAUGAUGUAGUCAGCUACUUUAUCAGUCCAACAGGGAAUACAGAGCAAGAGGAUCUGGAUUUCUUCUAUCUGAAUGCAGAGACCGGAGUGAUUACUCUUAAGUCUCCUCUCACCUCUACCAUAUUGAAUACAUUUACGUUCGAUGUGGUAGCUAGAGAUCCGAGUGGAAAGACUGGCAAUGCUGUUGUCACUGUCAUUGUUACACGAGAUCAACCUCCAGUCUUUGUGUCCAUACCUUACAGAACAACUAUUGAUGAGAAUGGGCAAAUCAAUUCAAAUAUCUUCGCAGUUUCCGCCUCUGAUCCUGAUAUUCGGGGCCUUAUUCAAUAUGAAACCGUUGGCAUUUAUCCAGCUCCCUCUUUUUUCGACGUGGAAAGAUAUACUGGAGUUAUCCGAAUUAUCCGAGAUCUAAAAGAAGACCGGUUUGCAACUGGAACUUAUAAUUUAUUAAUUGUUGCGUAUGACUCAAUAUAUCCAAAUAAAAAAGCAACAUCAGAAGUAAUGAUCAACGUUCAGCGCACACCAGCAACCUUCGAUUUUUCUCAGACAAUGUAUGCGGUGCAAUUACCGGAAAUCACACCCGUUGGCAGCAGAAUUUUACAAGUCUUCCCAGCAAAUGCAAAUGAUAGUGCAAUGUAUGCAAUUGAAAGCUCACUUCCUUUGUCUGGAGUUAACAUCUUUAAUAUGGAUGCAGUUAAUGGGAUAAUUACUACAAAUAUUUCGCUUCAGAGUGGAUCAAAUUACUUUUAUCAGCUCGAAGUAAAAGCCACGGACAAAUCCAACCCUCUCCGCACUGGUGUAACCACUGUAUUUGUUAUCGUGGAGGAUUUCUGUUGUCUAUCCAUCAACAGGACGUGUGAACUGAACAGCCAUGCACCAAUCUUCAGCGCACCACUGUAUUUUGUUAACGUGAUGGAAGGGGACUAUUCAACCAAUAAUCAACCGCUUAUAGAGGUUUCGGCAAGUGAUUAUGAUUUUGGACCUGAUGGUGACCUUGUGUUUGAAAUACAAAGUGUGUCAAAUAAUGGGGGUGAAAAAUUUAAAAUACAACAGAAGCCCUCAGAAAAGAAAGCAUCUAUCAUUUGCAUUGGCAAAAUCUCAAGAGACUUGACAUAUGUCAUUGUUGUUCAUGCCUCUGAUCAAGCUAUUCACGUUUCUAGAAAAAGAAGUUCCUCCGUUCCUGUAGAGAUUAAAGUAGUACCAUUUAGAAAUUAACCAAGACGUCCCUUUCAUGUACCAACAUUUUUUUUUAGUGAUAUGGAAUAUUUUGUUUUAAAUGUAAGUUAUGUUUAUUGUAAUAUGAUACUUGUUUUAAUAAAAGUGAAAAUAAUUAAUGAGAUAUGAGUAAAAGUUGACAAUUUUGACAGCUCCAGAUGAUAUCUAUCGACUAAAAAUCAAUAUCAGAUCGCCUUUUACUAUUAUAUACAAGAUGAUAUCCCGCGCGGGAAAUAACACUUAAUCAUAAUAAAUAAUUAUGUCACUUUCUGAAGCAACGUCCUCGUUUUAUGUGUAUAUCAUUUAAACAUAUAUAUUUCAUAUAUACAGUAGAGUCGUCAACACAAUCUGUUCAUGGUUCACAAAUUCAUACAUAAGGCUAUCUGUGUCAGUGGUAUAAAAAUGUAUGUGAUCUAAUCGGGCGAGAGCGUGCAUAUAUAUUUGUAAUUUUUAAACCAAAGUCGCCGAUCCAAACCAUCAGCCUGAUGCAUGAUGAACUCGCGUUACACUUUUCGCCAUGACGAAUUAGUCAACCCACGUUUUUUGGUUACCCCGUUCUGGGAUGUUUUUUCAUCUAAACUAAAAUCGCACGUUCCAGAAACGAAUGGGCUCAAUUUAAUUUUUCAAAAUUUUUAAAAUCUUAAUUUUUAUGAAACGAAUUGGCUCAAUUUAGUUUUUCAAAAUUUGUAAAAUCCUAAUUUUUAUGUAUACUAAAAAUUAAUUCCAGCUAAAUAUAUCUUCUCCUUAUUAAUAAGUAAUUAUUUAAUAUAAUUUAAUUGCAAGUAUAUAUUAUGACACAAACUCCAACUGACUUUGAUCGACCAAAGCGUGUCCAUCACCGUACUCUCAUUUUUGCUAUUUUGGGCUGGUUUAUAGAAAAUGAAAGUAGGUUUUUUCAUUAAGUUUUACAAUAAUCAGAUAUAAUUCAAUUUUGG